GUAGGAAGCCAUGGAAACGUGGCCGUGCGGAGCAGUGUUGAGUGGCUCUAGCCACUGCGCCUCUCAAGCCGAGUUUCCUCCCUGCACCCAGCCCGAGGGAUAUUUGAAGUUUACAGCUGAGGGACAUCUGCGUGGCGCUCCUUCCUGCCCUGGCUAGGGCUUACUCCAGCCGGUCCCCACAUCCUCCCGUCCCCGCCGACAGCCUUCUCAGCCUGCUACUCCCAAGCGGUUCAGCGGUACCCAGGAUAGAAGGACCAGGAGCUGCAGUGGAUAAGUCAGAUGCGGAGCCUACAGCCAGGAGGCGUGGCGGCUCUGGGCGGUGCAGUGUUCCGGGGCGGGGAGGCCGAGGCGCCCGCCCUCCCCCCCGGGGCUCACCUGGGUCAGCCCCGAGCCCUCGAGCAGGACGGAUCGGCCGCUGCCUGCUUAAAGCUGGGGCCGCACAGGAGUGCGAUCGCCUGCGGAUCUGCAGCUGGGCACCGGCCGCAACGCCCGCCCCGCCGACGGCAGGGAAUAAAGGCUCAGGGACUGGCAGUUCUGCUCUGGAGCCCACCAGCCUCUCAGAGCCUCCGGUGACUGGCCUGUGUCUCCCCCAGGAUGGACAUGUGGACGGCGUUGCUCAUCCUGCAAGCCUUGUUGCUACCCUCCCUGGCUGAUGGUGCCACCCCUGCCCUGCGCUUUGUAGCCGUGGGUGACUGGGGAGGCGUCCCCAAUGCCCCAUUCCACACGGCCCGGGAAAUGGCCAAUGCCAAGGAGAUCGCUCGGACUGUGCAGAUCCUGGGUGCAGACUUCAUCCUGUCUCUAGGGGACAAUUUUUACUUCACUGGUGUGCAAGACGUCAAUGACAAGAGGUUCCAGGAGACCUUUGAGGACGUAUUCUCUGACCGCUCCCUUCGCAAAGUGCCCUGGUACGUGCUGGCCGGAAACCAUGACCACCUUGGCAACGUCUCUGCCCAGAUUGCAUACUCUAAGAUCUCUAAGCGCUGGAACUUCCCCAGCCCUUUCUACCGCCUGCACUUCAAGAUCCCACGGACCAAUGUGUCUGUGGCCAUUUUUAUGCUGGACACUGUGACACUAUGUGGCAACUCGGAUGACUUCCUCAGCCAGCAGCCUGAGAGGCCCCGAGACGUGAAGCUGGCCCGCACACAGCUGUCCUGGCUCAAGAAACAGCUGGCGGCGGCCAGGGAGGACUACGUGCUGGUGGCUGGCCACUACCCCGUGUGGUCCAUAGCCGAGCACGGGCCUACCCACUGCCUGGUCAAGCAGCUACGGCCACUGCUGGCCACAUACGGGGUCACCGCCUACCUGUGCGGCCACGAUCACAAUCUGCAGGUGAGGGCCCUGUGGGUGGGGUGGGGGCUGGGUGAGGGGGGUCCCCAUCCCAGCUGAUGUCCACAUGGCUGGGGUCCUCCUGCUGUUUGAGGGGCUCCUGUGGCCUUCAGAAUGUCUAGACUGUCCCUCAAAUCUUGCUGUCUAACCAGGAAAACACUCCGAAGCCAGAAUAAUCUUUGAAUUGCCAAUUUCUUUCUUUCUUUUUUUAAUCUCUUUUUUUUUUUUUUUUUUUUUUUUGGAGACAAGGUCUCACUCACUGUUUUUCGCCCAGGCUGGAGUGCAGUGGUGCAAUCAGGCCUUACUGCAGCCUCAAUCUCCCGGGCUCAGGUGAUCCUCCCACUUCAGCCUCCAGAGCAGCUGACACUACAGGCGUGGGCCACCACGUGCAGCUAAUUUUUGUUUUUUGUUUUUUGUUUUUUUUUGAGAGGGAGUGCAGUGGCACGAUCUCGACUCAUUGCAACCUCUGCCUCCUGGGUUCAAGCAAUUCUCCUGUCUCAGCCUCCCAAGUAGCUGGGAUUACAAGCAUGGGCCACCAAUCCUUGCUAAUUUUUAUAUUUUAGUAGUGACGGGGUUUCACCAUGUUGGCCAGGCUGAUCUCGAACUCCUGACCUCAAGUGAUCUGCCUGCCUCGGCCUCCCAAAGUGCUGGGAUUAUAGGCAUAUGCCACUGCACCCGGCCCUUGUGCAUUUUUUUGUAGAGGCAAGGUCUCACUAUGUUGCCCAGGCUGGUCUCAAAUUCCUGGGCUCAAGCAAUCAACCCCCUCAGCCUCCCAAAGUGCUGGGAUUACAGGCGUGAGCCACCACACCUGGCCACCAAUUUCUUACUAAGUGCUCUACCUAUGAAAUAGGAUUAAUACACUCCUAAAAGUCAGGAAAUUGAAGCCAGGAGGGGUUACAUACCUCAAGGUGACUGUGGUUAGGGCCAGAUCAAGCCCUAGACCUUAGGCAGGGCUCUGCUCAAAGCUGGGUCUCUACUGACCCCUUGUCCUCCAUCCUCAGUACCUGCAAGAUGAGAACGGGGUGGGCUACGUGCUGAGUGGGGCUGGGAAUUUCAUGGACCCCUCGAAGCGGCACCAGCGCAAGGUCCCCAACGGCUAUCUGCGCUUCCACUAUGGGACUGAAGACUCACUGGGUGGCUUUGCCUAUGUGGAGAUCAGCUCCAAAGAGAUGACUGUCACUUACAUCGAGGCCUCGGGCAAGUCCCUCUUUAAGACCAGCCUGCCGAGGCGAGCCAGGCCCUGAACCCCCAUGACUGCCCAGCUCUGAGGCCCGAUCUCCACUGUUGGGUGGGUGGGCCCUGCCGGGAGCCUGCUCACAGGCAAGCUUUUCCUCUGACCUGUGGCGCUGCAGCAGGGCAGGAAGGGGGAACACAGCUGAUGAACUGUGGUGCCACGUGACCCUUGUGGCACAGAUGCCCACGUAUGUGAAACAGACAUGGACAUGUGUCCCAGCCACAGUGUUACGCUCUAUGGCUGGCUCACUUUUGCUGAGUUCCGGGGUGCAACGGGGGAGGGAGGGAAAGCUUCCUCCUAAAUCAAGCAUCUUUCUGUCACUGAUGUUCAAUAAAAGAAUAGUUGCCAAGGCUGAA
Molecule: messenger RNA, 2916 nt
Organism: Pongo pygmaeus (Bornean orangutan)
Lineage: Eukaryota; Metazoa; Chordata; Mammalia; Primates; Hominidae
Gene: ACP5
Product: acid phosphatase 5, tartrate resistant
Exons: 7
Coding region: 595-1386 (263 amino acids)
Biological process (GO): bone resorption
Molecular function (GO): acid phosphatase activity
Source: RefSeq, a predicted model, not a curated record